Molecule: messenger RNA, 1487 nt
Organism: Puntigrus tetrazona (Sumatra barb)
Lineage: Eukaryota; Metazoa; Chordata; Actinopteri; Cypriniformes; Cyprinidae
Gene: tango2
Product: transport and golgi organization 2 homolog (Drosophila)
Exons: 9
Coding region: 197-1021 (274 amino acids)
Biological process (GO): Golgi organization; protein secretion
Cellular component (GO): Golgi apparatus
Source: RefSeq, a predicted model, not a curated record
CCGGACGUCUCUGUAGACGUCAAUGCGAUGUUGGUUUAGCCCUUUGUACAGUAUUAGCCUGUGCUCUAAGUUGCUUCUCACAGUAGCGGUAGAAUGAAUUGUAAUCACUGACAACACAUGGAACCCACAUAGCACAUCCCAGCUCUGACCUCUGACCUCACUGUGAUUGAAAACUCCUGCCAUCAGUAACCUCCUCAUGUGCAUCAUCUUCUUGAAGUUUGACCCUCGGCCUGCAUCCAAAAAUGCCUACAGGCUUAUUCUGGCUGCUAACAGAGAUGAGGUCUACAGCAGACCGUCCAAAGCUGCAGACUUCUGGGGCAGCAGCAAUGAGAUCCUUAGUGGUCUGGACCUGGAAGAGGGAAAGGAAGGUGGAUCGUGGCUGGGAAUUAGCAAACGAGGGAAACUGGCGGCACUGACCAAUUACCUGGAAGCACGGCAAAAUCCAGAUGCUCAGGGGAGAGGUUUCCUGGUGUCCAACUAUUUGACGGAUAACUUGGACAGUUUCGCAUACCUCCGCAAAGUGUCUUCAGAAGCUCAUUUAUAUAAUGGCUUCAAUCUCCUUACUGCUGACUUCAGGGCCAAUGAAGACACAUUGUGUUACUAUGGAAACAAGGGCAGUUCAGAGCCCAUUCAUCUCAAAGCAGCAGGAAUCUAUGGGUUGAGUAACUCUCUUCUGGAAACUCCGUGGAGAAAGCUGCUGCACGGCAAACAGCUGUUCACCAGUGUAGUGAACAAAACACUGCCCCCUGAUGGCUUAGUGCAGGAACUGCUCCAUAUCCUCAAUAACGAGGAGCUAAACACCCCGGACCCCACGCAGGAGAGUCAAGGUGUAGGCUUCAGCAAGGCCAUGCUCCAAGCCCUGUCUGCAGUGUGUGUGCGCUCACCAGGAUACGGCACAAGGACCAAUACAGUCAUCCUCAUCGACCGAGACGGAAACGUGAGCUUUACUGAACGCACCAUGCUGAACUGUGACAUCAGCCAGUGGAGCACAAAUAGCUUCCAGUUCAGACUGCAAGAAUGAGAGCCAGAUGCCAGGCCAAGAGAAGAAGACUCUCACGUUGUGCCUUUAUCCAGCCACUGUCUGCUCAAGCCACGCAGCACCCCAGUUACAUGAACAUCAAAUCUUAUUUCAGACUUUCCUGUUGAAAGCGGUUAUUAAUUGUCACAGCUCUGUUCUGAGAGGAAGCUUGAUUGCACUUUCUUAUUUUUAAGGUAUUUCUUCUUUCUAAUAACUAGGGGUUCAUGAGGAGGCCUGAAUCUACUCAUGAGAUGUGAUUUUUCGGUGCAUGUCAUUCACUCUGCAUAUGAAGAAUGUAAAACGUUAUCAUCUACUGAAACCCAUUUUAUCACAAACUGUCAUCGGUAUGAAAUGCCGUCGGACAGAAUAGUUUUAGGAGCAAGAUGUCUACUGCCAAAGAAUAAUUGUCAGUCAUUUGUGAGAACAAGAAAAUAAAACAUUUUCAUAAUCUUGCACAAUGUAAACUUUA